Xenopus tropicalis (tropical clawed frog) is the source of this 2792-nucleotide messenger RNA. It is a transcript of the gene hdhd5, whose product is annotated as haloacid dehalogenase like hydrolase domain containing 5. Lineage: Eukaryota; Metazoa; Chordata; Amphibia; Anura; Pipidae. Bases 256 to 1527 code for a protein of 423 amino acids. The transcript is spliced from 8 exons. The record is from RefSeq and is marked provisional.
CUGGGGGCACCGCUAGCAGGGAGUACGUGUCGAAUUGUGCUUAUGCUGGGGCACAGUGCCGGGGGCAUGUGGGUAUUAGGUAUCAGCUGACUCUGAAGGGGGAGGUGCCAGGCUUUAUAUAGUUACAGUAGGGCAGCACAUUCUGCUUACUCGGCCGUGCCCAGCUGUGUUUAGGGGGCUCUACUAUGUAUUUUGCUUUGCCAGACUUGAGUUAUCGGGCAGUGCCAGUGUGAGGGGCAGAAGUACAGAAUUGCCAUGUGGCUUCCCCUGGUUUCCAGCAGGGGGUGCUGUUCCUCUUUGGCAAAAGUCACAGCAGGAUGGCAGAUACGCAAACUGCCACAGGGCUUGGGGCACAGGAGCUUCACUGCCUCAGCUGCACAGCCUACCCCAAGUUUCGGCCUCCUUUUUGAUAUCGACGGGGUUAUCGUGAGGGGCAAAAAGCCCAUUCCAGGGGCGGCCGAGGCCUUCCAGAAGCUGGUGGGCAGAGAUGGGCGAAUGACGGUGCCCGUGGUCUUUGUGACUAACGCCGGGAACUGUGUGCGCCAAACUAGGGCAACGGAACUGAGCAGGGUGCUGGGUGUUGAGGUGCUGCCGGAGCAAGUCAUUCUCUCUCACAGCCCCCUGCUCAUGUUGGAGCAAUUUCACGACAAAUGCGUCCUGAUGUCUGGCCAGGGGCCCGUGGCAGAGAUAGCCAAGGAUCAGGGCUUUCGGAAUGUGGUGACCAUUAAUGACCUGCGGAUGGCGUAUCCUUUGCUUGAUAUGGUGGAUCACAACCGCAGACCUAAAAACCCAACUCCAGUGAUCCAGAACUUUCCAGCUAUUGAAGCUGUGAUCCUAUUGGGUGAGCCAGUGCGGUGGGAGACCAGCCUGCAGCUAAUCCUGGAUGUACUGCUGAGCAACGGGCGCCCAACGGCAUGGCUUCCCCAGGUCCCAUACCCGCAUAUCCCUGUCCUUGCCUGUAACAUGGACCUUCUAUGGAUGGCCGAAGCUAAAAACCCCAGGUUUGGGCACGGUACAUUCCUCGUUUGCCUGGAGACCCUCUAUCACAAACUGACUGGGCAGGAGCUGAGGUACGAGGCGCUGAUUGGGAAGCCCAGUAGGGUGACUUACAGUUUUGCACAACACCUCAUACUGGAGCAGGCAAGGAAGAGAGGCUGGAAUGCCCCCAUUCGCACUCUUUAUGCUAUUGGGGACAAUCCAAUGGCUGACAUCUACGGGGCCAAUCUCUACAAUCGCUUCCUCAAGAGCAACCAGGGGAGGUCAGAGGAUGGGCUGCCCCAGAGCUGCCGGUCUAUCUUGGUGUGCACUGGGGUGUACAACAAUCAGGGGGAGGUGCCGUCAGACACACGAGAGAGCGUCACUCAGACCGUCUUCCAUGGGCACCGAGACUUCCGACUCGACCCCACCUUGGUGGAGGCAUCGCACAUUGUGAAAGAUGUGGAACAUGCUGUGAAUUUGGUGCUGAAGGAAGAGGGUUGGGUCUCAGAGAGUGAAGGAACGGAGAAGAUCAAAACCCCAAGUGAAUGAAGCAGGGCGGGCUGAGGAGGAUUAUGGGUAUCCAAAGGGAAUGAAUGGCAGUGGAAGGGAAUGAAUGGUACCGGAAGGGAAUGGCAGUGGAAGGGAAUGAAUGGCAGUGGAAGGGAAUGAAUGGCAGUGGAAGGGAAUGAAUGGCACCGGAAGGGAAUGAAUGGCACCGGAAGGGAAUGAAUGGUACCGGAAGGGAAUGAAUGGCAGUGGAAGGGAAUGAAUGGUACCAGAAGGGAAUGAAUGGCAGUGGAAAGGAAUGAAUGGUACCAGAAGGGAAUGAAUGGCAGUGGAAGAGAAUGAAUGGUACCAGAAGGGAAUGAAUGGCAGUGGAAGAGAAUGAAUGGUACCAGAAGGGAAUGAAUGGCAGUGGAAGGGAAUGAAUGGCAGUGGAAGGGAAUGAAUGGCAGUGGAAGGGAAUGAAUGGUACCAGAAGGGAAUGAAUGGCAGUGGAAGGGAAUGAAUGGCAGUGGAAGGGAAUGAAUGGCAGUGGAAGACAGAAGAUGUGGUUGGAAGAUAUGAAGAAGAAUAGGCAGAAUAGUGCUAUUUUACUGGUUUUAGCAUGGAUACUGGGACAUUCGCCACUUUUAAAAGGAAAUGUCCUUUGUAAAUAUACGGGUUUUAUAAUUUGUGUGAUUAUUGUUUAUUUUAGCAAUUUUAGAAUAUUUUAGCAUUCAGUUCACAGAUGUCCAGCCUGCACCCUAUCAAUUUUACUUGAACUAUAAAUUGCAGCUAAAAGCUAUAGAGGGUUCUGGGAGUUGUGGGCAGGUUAGCUGAAAGGCAAUAGUGUGGAGUAUAGGUACCAGAUGGCCGCAAUGCAGAAGGAACCGGACAGACUGUUGUCUAUAGGCAAGUCGUAUUGACUCUUCCAGUCUCAGGCAAAUCCAAUCAGACAGUAGGUUGGUUACACCAGAAGCCCAAAGUGCCUCCGUUACGGCCACAUAGGCGUGGAACAAUAAAAUCAGCUUUCUGAUCUCCAUCACUGAGCAGAUCCAACUUUACUGAAGGGUGAAAUACAGCACAACUGUAUAUACGCACUGUGGGAUCUUAAAGGGGAAGUAAAACCUACUCUCAUGCCUUACUCCUUUACUGACAACCGACUAACCCAGAGACUGUAUUGCCUCGAUUAAACUAUGCAAGGAGCCAGAUUUACAUGCCUGAUAUCUGCAGAUACAGAACUUUUGUCCUGUCCCCAUUUUAACCACAUGACCUUAUCAAACAUGGCUUUGUUUAUUAAAGGGCAAAUAAACUGCAUAAAGUUGAGAAAA